CACACAAAGCGUCACUCUCUCAGUUUCACCCAAACAGUUCACUUCGGGAGUUGAUCCUGUUUAUUUGUAGUCUUUUUCUUUAGCCAUCAACCUAAGCAGAUUCAUUAAAAGGCUGUCACACUGCUCUCAAGCUGAUUUCCUAGAUUCCUGGAUUUUAUUUUUGGUGUCUUAUCUGCUGGAUUUAUUUUUCUCAUCUUUGGAAAAGAAAAUGUCUCACUCAGACAGCCUGGACUUGGACAGAUAUACCAAUUUGGACAAGUCUCGCCGGUCAACCAGUCGAAACCAGACCAGGCAGAGGACCAAGGAUGGGGAGGUCCUCUGUGACUUCUGCACUACGAGGAAGCAAAAAGCCGAGAAGUCCUGUCUGGUUUGCCUGGCAUCGUAUUGUGGGGAACAUGUGCAGUCGCACUAUGACUACCCCACCCUGAUGAAGCACAAACUGGUCAAAGCCACGGGUCAGAUGAGAGAGAAGGUAUGUGCCCAGCACGACAAGCUGCUGGAGGCCUUUUGUCGCACUGAUCAGACAUCAGUCUGUGUCUUGUGCAUGAUGGAUGAACACAAACACCAUGACAUCGUCCCGGCUGGAACUGAGAGGACUGAGAAACAAAAACAACUUGGUACCACUCUGCACAAGUCUCAACAGAGGAUUGAUCAAAGGAUUAAAAAAUGGCAGGAUCUAAGACAAGCAGUUGAAUCAGUGAAACACUCUGCUCAAACAGUUCUUGAGGAAAAUGAACGGAUCUUCACUGAGCUUCUGAAUUCUAUAGAGAGGAAGUACAAUGAAGUCAAAGAGAUGGUCCUCUCCCAUGAAAGAACCACUGUGACCCAGGGGGAGCUACUCCUGGACCGCUUGGAGGAGGAGAUAACUCUGCUAAAGAAGAGACACAACAACCUGGAGAAGCUCUCCCGCACCGAUGAUCACAUUCAUUUUCUGCAGAGCUGGCAGUCUCUAUCGGGCCCCUCCGGGUAUGAAGACCUAAACAACAUCAAUGUUGUUCCCAAUUAUUCAUUUGAUCCUGCCAAGAGAGCCAUUGCGGCAUUGAAAUUGCAAGUGGAAGAAGUCAGCAAGACAGAAAUGAUGAAAAUCUCUGGAGCAGUAAAGGAAGUGUACAUCACCCAAGACGCAAAGGAAGAUGAAUUAAAGCCAAGAAGAGAAUCAAUUGUGAGCAUUGAUGGAAGGAUUGUAGAAGAGCCAAGGACAAGAGAAGAUUUCUUGAAAUAUUCUCACCAGUUGACUCUGGAUGUCAACACAGUCCACCGAAACCUUCACCUCUCAGAAGGAAACAGAACAGCAACAAUGAAGAGUGACCCUAAACACUACCCUGAUCACCCAGAUCGAUUUGACCACUGGCAACAGGUGCUGUGCAGAGAAAGUGUGUAUGGAUCUCGUUUUUACUGGGAAGUGGACUGGCGAGGAACAGAGAUAGACAUGGCUGUUACCUACAAGGGAAUCCGGAGAAAAGGAAACAGCAAUGACUGCAGCCUUGGCUGGAAUGAAAAGUCGUGGAGUUUGUACUGCUCUGAGUCCAAGUUCACCUUUGUGCACAACAACAGAAGCAAAGAUCUGUCUGCCCCUGUGUCAUCCCGCAUUGGCGUCUACUUGGACCACGGGAAGGGAAUACUUGCAUAUUACAGUGUUUCUGAUGGCAUGCGCCUUCUGCACAAAAUUCAGACUUCAUUUGUGGAGCCUCUGUACCCUGCUUUUAGCGUGUGGGGCUUUGGCUCCUCUAUAAGGCUGUAGGAGAAGCGCAACGGGAUCAGAUCUUUUGAAUCACAGACUAUUAAUAUUCUCAAUAUUUAUGGGAAAGAUGAGAUAAAUUGCAUUUGGGUUCUAUUUUACCGUGUUUGUUUACUUACAUAUGAGUUGCAGAUAGAAAAAGAUUUCAUUUUAUGUGUAUAUAUUUUUCAUAAUUAGGAGUUAAAAUGUAAAAACAUUCUUUCAUUUCUUUUACCAAAUCUUCUGAUUUACAUUGUUUGUUUAAAGUGGUUCAAUUAUGGCAGAAAUGAGCAUAAACAAAACUGAUGGAAAUGUUUUAUUUCUGUUGCAUUAAAUAGCUGAAGGUUUGAGGAGAGAUUUCACACAUUAUAGCUAAUUGUUAAGUUGCAACCAUGCAGCACCGUAAUAUGUUUCAUACAUUUCUUUCUGUGAGUUGCUUGAGUUUUCUUUGAUAUAUCUCAGAGGAUUUUUUCUUUUUUUAACAGCAUUUAUUGUACGUAAAAAUCUUUCAAGUCGUUUCUUAAGAAAAUCAUGAUAUUUAUAUAUAUAUAUAUAAAGUGGAAACAAAUGUACUUCUCUUGCCAAGACUAAAAAGUCAAAAUCAAGCAAAUACAUAAAACAUCACAUUCUGGUUAUUGUUGCACUUUUUUGGGAUUGUUUAGGGUUAUAAAAAACUAUUAACUAAGAAAUUGACACUAAUCAUCCUAACAUGGUAAUAAAGGGAACAUUAUAUCUAGAGCUAUUGUGUAUUUGCAUUGUAUUAUGUUAUUAAUUUGAAAUAAAAUAUUUAAA
Messenger RNA from Xiphophorus maculatus (southern platyfish), 2509 nucleotides. It is a transcript of the gene ftr14l, whose product is annotated as tripartite motif-containing protein 16-like. NCBI's taxonomy places the organism in Eukaryota, Metazoa, Chordata, Actinopteri, Cyprinodontiformes, Poeciliidae. Gene Ontology annotation, molecular function: zinc ion binding; protein binding. The record is from RefSeq and is a predicted model, not a curated record. The transcript is spliced from 7 exons. Bases 209 to 1741 code for a protein of 510 amino acids.